ACUGUCGGCUGCCAACAGGGCGGAAGUUGAAAAUCAAAACAUUCGCAGACGAUAAAAACCAAACAAAUCUCGCCUCAGAAGAGCCGUAGGGCGUUUGGACGGUCGGCAGAAGUCCUCGAGACUUUGAUGCUCUCGGCAUCAUGUUUGCCAAACUGAAGCAGAAGCUAGCGGAGGAGGAGGGGUCAAAGGUCAUGCCCCCCGCCGAGGGCCGUAAGAGCUUCGGAAUGCCGGGCCACGCCUCUCCAGUAGGGCAUGCUGGGAGAGCGGGGAACACUGGAGCCGGGAUGUCUCCCAGUAGCAGCCAGACUGACCUGACCAAGGCUGUGACUAAGGAUGCUACAAAAGAGGAGGUUUUGACUAUGCUGAUCAGGAGAACAGACCAAGUCAAGAGACUAGAGGCCAAACUCAACGAGUACAUCUCAUCACUGAAAGAAGUGACAAAGGCAAAGGACAAACUUCAACUUGCACUGGAGAACACACAAGACAGCAUGGCAAAAAAGAUCCAGGAUAUGAAUGAGAGCUACCAAGCGGAGCGAUCCAAGAUGGCAGAAAACAUGAACUUGGCUUUAGACAAAAAGGACAAGGAAGUCAAAGAAGCCAUUGAUGCAGUUGAGAAGGAGAAGGCAGCUCUGCAGAAGCAGGUAGCAGCAGCAGCAGAGACCACAGCUAAACUGUACCAGCAGGAGGAGGACAAGGAAGAACUGGAGGGGUUCCAGACACAGGAGCUGGCCAAGGUCAAACAUAUGUUGCUGAACAGUCAAGAAGAACUGAGCAAGUGCCAAGCAGAGCUGCAGCAGAAGUCAGAGAAGAUCACCAGCCUGGAAACACAGGCUGCCGAGGAUAGCAGGAAAACACAGCAGGCUGAAGCUGAAGUAACCAGGCUAAAAGAAGACCUGGAGACUUUGAGAAAAGAAAGAGACACUUGUAAGUUGGAGAAUAAGAAACUUGAUGAGUUGGCCAGGACAGUAGAAGACAAUCAUGCCACACUUGAGGACAAUCUACAAUCUCUUAACAAACAGUUACAGGAACAAGUAGCCAACUUCUCCAGUCUCCAGCGUGUGCACAAUGAACUCAAAGACGACUACGACGCUCUUAAGAGAACUAAUGACGUUUUCAAACAUAAGUGUGAAACCCAGUUGGAGGAGAAGGAUAAUGAAAUCCAGCACCUCCAGGAGAAAGUGUCCACCUUAAACAGGAGACAGGACCAAGAGGACAUGUCUGGGGAUGAAAAACUACAGGCUCUCAUCGAGGAGAGAACACAGCUGGAGUUGAGACUGGAGGAGGCUCGUCAGCAGCUAACAGACAUCAAGAGUAACUGGAGUGAGAAAAUCAACAGUCUGGAACUACAGAUUGCCAACCUGAAUAGCAAGAUGGCAGAGGACAGCGCAGAAUUAACAAGAAGUGAGAAAGAAGCAGAAUCACAAAGAACUGCUUUCCAAAAGAAGGUGUCUGAGUUGGAAAGUAAACUACGGGAGUCAGAAAAGCAGGCAGCAGACAACGACAGAUUAGCCAAUGAGAGACAAGAACAGAUAGAUCAACAGAAAACACAACACAGCACAGAACUGAGCAGGGUCCAACAACAGGCUGCCGACACACAGAGGCACCUACAGGACAAGGUCAACUCUCUGGAACAGAAGGUCACAGAACUGGAGACCGCCAGAGAAUUUGACAAGACUAACUCACAACACAAACUGACCCAGUUAGAAAACCUGAAAGAAGAGUAUCUAGAAAAAGAGCUAGAAGUGGAACAUCAAAUGAGCAGGCUGGAGGAGGAGAAAGAACAGCUCAAGGUGGAGGUAAGCAGGCAUGAGAAGGAGAACUUACAGCUGGCUCAUGCUUUGGAAGAUGCCAAGAUUUUAGCGGAGGACCUUAAGAAACAAAUGUCAUCAAAGGAGGAGGAAUUGUCUUCCCUGAAAGAUCAGGUUACUGAAAUGGAAACUACAACAACUGAGACUGAAGAUGAGCUAAGGGAUGUUUCAAAGGAGCGUGACCACCUGCGUUACCUGGUGUCGAGCCUGGAGCUGGAGAAUAACGUGAUCCCUGACCUCCAGCAGCGCCUGGAGGACCUGGAGCUGCAGACAGACAGACAACACACCACCAUCAGGGACCAGGAGACCACCAUCACGUCCCUGGGGGAGACCCUCGCUGUCAGGGAGGCAGAACUGUCCGAGGCACAGGAGCAGUUGAGAAGUCUUGAAGAUGCUGCUGAGACAGAGAGAAGGAGAAGAGAAGACAGGAAGGAUGUCUGUGUGUCCACAGCAGACGAUGAAGAGGGGAGGGAAGAAGACCCCAAGGUCCUGGAAUUGAGAAAAGAAGUUACAGAUCUAGAGGAACAGUUAGCAGAUAAAAAUAAGACAAUAAAGAUGCAGCAGCAAAGAUUAGGAGACCUUAAGAAAACACUACAGAGAGAAUUGAAAAUCACCCCAGUGGACGGGGAUACUCCAGAGCUCCGAGACCUUCCCAAGGAGCGAGAUCUCCCAACAGUACCUCCCGGCGCGAUGGCCGGUGCUGCCAUGGCAACGGUCAAGCCGUUCCCGUCCCACCCCAACCUGGGCAUGCCCGACCCACUCAUGCCUGCCGUCAUGGACAUAGACGAGAACGAGAUCAACUUCAGGUACCUCAAACAUGUGGUCCUGAGGUUUGUGGCCAGCAGGGACCAUGAGGCAUACCAGCUGGUGAGGGCCGUGUCCAUGCUUCUGAAGUUCACUCCUGAGGAAGAGAGGAUGGUCAAGGACAUGAUCCAGUACAAGAUGUCGUGGUUUGGCACAAAACCAACAGCUGUCAUCAGACCUUCUGUCAUUUCUGGCGGCUCUCCCAAGUCACCCAACUUUUCAUAGUUACCAGUGAGGUCUUUCAAUCUUCACAACUUUACUUUUUUUUCUUUGUUCCAGCAAUUUUUUUUACAUAAACUGUCAGACAGCAAAAUUAAACAUAGCCAAACGUUUUGCCAUCAACCUGGUAGGAGACAGUGAACGUAUUUAUUUCCCUUUUUAUUACUUCUAGAAGUAUUGUUUUGGGUGACACUAAUUUAUGUGUAGGUUUGUAUGUUUGGCUUCCAAAGUAAAAGGGUGGAGAUUGGGUUUCACUUGAUUGACAGGGUUUGACCUGGUAUGCCCUGGUUUCAAGGAUGUGGUUGCCAGGAAUGUAUGAAACGUAAACUACAGUGUAAUAAUGGAGUGAGUUUUGUCAUGAAGUUGAAUUUAUGAAGUUGUUUUUUUGGAGCAUCAGACCAUUUUACUGGCUGCUGAAAGGGUAUGUGACUUGAGUACAGAAAACUCCAGAUAGUUAAAAGUCUGUAAAUAAUUUGUAAAACGUUUAACUAAAAGAAUUAAAAGACUGGUGAAUAAAGAGCUUCUUUCAUACAUGUACAUACAACGUCAUGUGCAACUAACUACAAUGUAGAUAAUGUUAUAUUAAGACAUGGAAGGCAAAAAUUCUGAGACUAUUUCUUGUUCUUGAAACUUUGGUGCCAUGAUCAGAUAUUGACAUGUAAGACUUCUUUAAACUAAUUAAAGUUAGAUGAGCCAAAACCUCUUUCCAUUGAAAUGGAAAAAGAAGAUUAAGAUUUGGUUCCUGAAACAUU
Branchiostoma belcheri (Belcher's lancelet) is the source of this 3583-nucleotide messenger RNA. Its product is annotated as golgin subfamily A member 1-like. Gene Ontology annotation, cellular component: Golgi apparatus. Lineage: Eukaryota; Metazoa; Chordata; Leptocardii; Amphioxiformes; Branchiostomatidae. The coding region runs from base 141 to 2837 and encodes 898 amino acids. The transcript is spliced from 25 exons. The record is from RefSeq and is a predicted model, not a curated record.